GGGAUCACAGUCAGGAUUAAGUGCAUGUAGGUAAUGGUCUGUAGCCAGUGACUGCUCAGAAGCAGUAGAAGCGAGUCCAUGCAGUCCUACUGGCUUCUCCCCUGUGGACCUUGCUGGAAAUGAAACUGGAUAUUUGCAGAAGAUGAAGAAUGAAACAAAGAUAAUAAGAGAUAUCUGAGCCUUGUUUUCCCUCCAUUGACUGCGUCUGCUGCCCAUAGCAACCAGUAGCCAAGAUGAAGGUGAGGUGGACCAUGCUGGGCAUGGUUGUCUUCUUUCUGCUCUCCUUGGUCAUGACCUUCUGCUUCAUAUGGCAGUAUAGGAUGCCAAAGCUGAAGACAGAAGUGGCUGUAAAAGAAGCGAGAGCAGAGGAGAUGUGCCCUCACUUCCCUGAGCCUGUGCCCCUCAAACAUCCCAUCACAUCGCUGAGGGUGGCCUUAGAAAAGAUAGAUCUACUCCUGAGGUCGAGCAUUCACAGCACCAAGCUGCCAGCCUUGUCAGCCAUCGUGAUUUUAAAUGACUCGAUUCUGUGGAAUGGAAACUUUGGCAAGAAAAACACAAGCGACCCCUCCUCAUCUACACCCACUGAGUACACAGUCUACAGAAUUGCGAGCCUGUCUAAGAUCUUCCCCACACUGAUGCUGUACAAGCUGUGGGAGGACGGCCUGGUGGACUCUCUGGACGACCCUCUGGAGAAGUACGCAGAGAACUUCACCAUUAAGGACCCGCUGUGGAAGAGUAGGGGACCAGCGUCCUCGUCAUUCAGGACCUUUGGCAACCGCUCUCCUGGACUCACCCUGCGCAGGAUGGCCAGCCAGCUCUCUGGGUUACCCAGAAGAUUACGGUCAACUAACCUCCUUUGGAGUGGAGACACAGAGGCAGCCCUUCAUUUGUUGCAGGAUGAUGUCCUCGUGGCAGAUCCAGGCACCAAAUGCCACUACAGCAAUGUUGCUUUUUCCUUAUUGGCCAACAUCCUGGGCCAGAAGGUGACUGGCUCAGACUUUGAGAGCUGGGUGUCAGACAACGUUCUGGAGCGGCUCAGCAUGAAGGACACUGGUUUCAACCUAACUCCAGCCAUUCAGAGGCAGAUGGCUGUGGGUGUGUACAGCAAUGGCCAGCCAGCUCCCCUCUACAACCUCGGCUGGUACCGACCUGCAGGCCAGAUGUAUUCCACAACAGCGGACAUGGCCAAGCUGGUGAUGGCUCUUCUGGGCGCAAAUCGCGGGACCCUGCUCCGCCAAGACACCCUGAACACCAUGCUGACUCCGGUCUUCCGAUGCCACAAUGGCUACUUCGCCAACUCCACUGGCACACCAUGGGAGAUCAACGAGCAGUUUGGCUAUGAUGUGGUAAGGAAGGACGGCGACUUGGACGGUUAUGCGGCCACCCUCUCCCUGGUGCCGCGGCUUAAACUGGGACUGGUGGUCUUGAUGGCUGGGGUUCGGCCUGCAAACCAGGACCUUGUGAGACAGGCCUACAGCAAUCUCAUCCCUGCAUUGGAGAGGGCUUUCAGGGAUGCUCGACGAACUCUCAGACCACCGCCCAACCCAGCUCCAUAUUUGGGCUUUUUCACUUACAGGAAUAUGACUUUCUAUGAGAUCAAGGUGGACUCAGACGGGGUGCUGGUCAUGCAGCAAUUUGGACCACAGGUGGACACAACUGUGCCGUCCAAGUACCGAACUCUUCGGCUGGAUUACCUGCAGGACAGGGUGUUCAGGGUGGUGUUUGAGAGCCCGUACCCUUGCAAGCUUAAGGUUAACAGCGCCUCUGUCUCUUUGGAGGCACAGGACAGACAGCUCUUCAACUUUUACCUUUUCAACAACAAAGGUAUGUCGCCAGGGUUUGAUUCCCCAGGACUCAACACUUACAAGGUAACCAGGAUAGCUGGCAGACCACACUUCAUAAAGACAGGAAUCUAACUCAGAACUCGUUUGGCCCUGUAACUGGGGGUUGUGUCGAGGACAAAUGCAGUGGGAAACACAUGGCAGUUUUCAACUAUUCAUAGAAUGCUCUUUUGCCUGAGUUCAAUGUGAUUUAUCUAAAUGUGUACUAUUUAUUUAAUUUCCGCUGCUUAAAAUACCAAUUAUAUCAUUUAGUCUUGUCCAAAUCUCCAAAUUAAUCUUUGAACUACCACAAGCAAAGCAACACUGAUGACAGUACAGUAAACAUGUUUCCUCAGAUGUGUUUGGUGUAAUAAUGGACAAUGUGGCAGUAUUCCUCUUCAGCCUUUAAGUGCCUACAGUGUGACCUAGGAAGAGGAACACACAGCUGAUUAAAAAGUCAAGUGGUCAAGAUUUAAAUCCACCAGGGUAGCAUAUCAACAUGCUAUGAGCAAUACAUAGUUACAAGAUAAUGUGCUAAAUGUUGUGGACAUUUUCUGUAAUGAAGUGAAUUCAAAGAAA
Sander lucioperca (pikeperch) is the source of this 2399-nucleotide messenger RNA. RefSeq names its product putative beta-lactamase-like 1. The transcript has 7 exons. The record is from RefSeq and is a predicted model, not a curated record. NCBI's taxonomy places the organism in Eukaryota, Metazoa, Chordata, Actinopteri, Perciformes, Percidae. The coding region runs from base 234 to 1916 and encodes 560 amino acids.